This is a messenger RNA of Thunnus maccoyii (southern bluefin tuna), 1810 nucleotides long. It is a transcript of the gene cyth1a, whose product is annotated as cytohesin 1a. The coding region runs from base 247 to 1443 and encodes 398 amino acids. Lineage: Eukaryota; Metazoa; Chordata; Actinopteri; Scombriformes; Scombridae. The record is from RefSeq and is a predicted model, not a curated record. Gene Ontology annotation, molecular function: guanyl-nucleotide exchange factor activity. The transcript has 13 exons. Gene Ontology annotation, biological process: regulation of ARF protein signal transduction.
GACUGGCUGGUUAAAGUACAUCGUGACGUGAAUCGUCUCUUAAAACCACUCCCUUGAGCUGUCGACAGAGCCACAGCCUCCAUUUACCGAGGAAAGCCAUUCCCCCCGGUGUGUUUGUUAACUUUGCGACAGAAACUAAAACAAGAACAACAAAUUAAUCGAUAUUAUUAUCAUCCGGUCAAACUUUCGACGCUCGGAAACCUCUUUGAAACUUUCGUGGAGUCGGACCUGCGAGGCUCAGGCAGCAUGGUGUUAAAAUCAGAAGACGGUGUUGUGCCGGACGACCUCACCCCAGAGGAGCAGCAGGAGCUGGAGAAUAUCCGCCGGCGCAAGCAGGAGCUGCUGGAGGACAUUCAGCGGUUGAAGGAUGAGAUAGCAGAAGUGACGAGUGAGAUCGAGAACCUGGGUUCCACUGAGGAGAGGAAAAAUAUGCAGAGGAAUAAACAGGUGGCCAUGGGCCGUAAGAAAUUCAACAUGGACCCCAAAAAGGGGAUCCAGUUCCUGAUAGAGAAUGACUUGCUGAAGAACACCAGUGACGACAUUGCUCAAUUCCUCUACAAGGGCGAGGGCCUCAACAAAACAGCUAUUGGAGAUUACCUCGGAGAGAGAGAUGAUUUUAAUAUCCAAGUCCUCCAUGCCUUUGUGGAGCUUCAUGAGUUCACAGACCUCAACCUGGUUCAGGCCCUAAGACAGUUCCUGUGGAGCUUUCGGCUACCGGGAGAAGCCCAGAAGAUUGACCGCAUGAUGGAGGCUUUUGCUCAGCGCUACUGCCAGUGCAACCCUGGUGUUUUCCAGUCCACAGACACCUGUUACAUCCUGUCAUUUGCCAUCAUCAUGCUGAACACCAGCCUCCACAACCCGAAUGUGAAGGACAAGCCUACUGUGGAACGAUUCAUCUCCAUGAACAGAGGAAUCAACGAUGGAGGAGACUUACCUGAAGACCUGCUCCGGAAUCUUUAUGAGAGCAUCAAGAACGAGCCUUUCAAAAUCCCAGAGGACGACGGCAACGACCUCACACACACUUUCUUCAAUCCAGACAGAGAGGGCUGGCUGCUAAAACUGGGGGGACGAGUAAAAACCUGGAAGAGGAGAUGGUUCAUCCUCACAGACAACUGUCUGUACUACUUUGAGUACACCACAGACAAAGAGCCCAGAGGAAUUAUCCCACUGGAGAACCUGAGCAUCAGGGAGGUGGAGGACAAGAAGCCUAACUGCUUUGAGCUUUUCAUUCCUGACAACAAGGACCAGGUGAUAAAGGCGUGCAAGACAGAGGCUGACGGGCGCGUCGUGGAGGGCAAUCACACCUUCUACCGAAUCUCCGCCCCCACUGCUGAGGAAAAAGAUGAAUGGAUGAACAGCAUCAAAGCUGCCAUCAGCAGGGACCCCUUCUACGAGAUGCUGGCAGCCAGGAAGAAGAAGGUGUCGUCCAUGAAGAGGCACUAGAGCUGCUCAGCGCUUCAGACGUUGCACUUGACAGAGCAGGGGUGGGGUACCGGGUGUCUGCUCUCCCUGUCUGGGCCAGUGCAGAGGCCACCGCUGGGAUGUCCCUCAGACCUCUCCAGGGGAUUUCUCUAGGAUACAUAUUAGGUCUGGCUUCGGGACUCUACUGGCCAGAAAAACAGGAAGCAUGCUGGGGUUUCUAGAUAAGAGUCAAGGCCAAAGCCUCCUCUAACCUCCUGUCUGAAUGUCUCUCUUUCUCUCUCAGCUUUAUGUGUGCUCUCUGUCUAUGAGGCCCUUGCGGUGUCACUCAGCAGAAUCCCCUUUGAAGAGAAACUGUUCCCUCAGGCUUUAAGAAAAAUCCCAUUUACAU